AUGGUUGAGCCGGCAGAGCGCAGCGAUGAGGAUGGAGCAGGGUGGGGAGAAACUAUGAUAAUAGAAAAUGUGGGAAAAGACCUUUCUAGGCCAUCUUCUAGCCUAUGUAAAGGCUGGAGCAGCUCCACUGAACAACCCCUGACAGCUGCUUGGGGGAGCGACUGUUCCCCCUCUGCCAUGGUCCAUGUUACUGGGUUGUGCAGCUUGACAUUAAAGAAACUGGUAGUCUUAAAGGAAUUGGAUAAGGAGCUUAUUUCUGGGGUCAUUGCUGUCAAAAUGCAGGGCUCCAAGCGCAUCCUGCGGUCACACGAGAUCGUAUUGCCCCCGAGUGGACGUGUGGAGACGGAGCUCGCGCUGACCUUCUCGCUGCAGUACCCUCACUUCUUGAAGAGAGAAGGGAAUAAGCUUCAGAUCAUGCUGCAGCGGCGGAAGCGGUACAAGAACCGAACCAUUUUAGGCUACAAGACUCUGGCUGUGGGAUCUAUCAACAUGGCUGAGGUCAUGCAGCACCCAACAGAAGGUGGCCAGGUUCUGAGCCUUUUCAGCAACAUCAAAGAGGCUGCAGUGAAGGUAGCAGAAAUCUGGAUCUUCUCCUUGUCGAGUCAACCAAUUGACCAUGAAGACAGCACUAUGCAGGCCAGCCAGAAAAUCAAGUCUACAGAUAACUAUUCCGAGGAAGAGUACGAGAGCUUCUCUUCUGAGCAGGAGGCCAGUGAUGAUGCCGUACAGGGCCAGGAUUUGGAUGAUGAUGAGUACGAGCUGGGGAAGCCCAAGAAGCAGCGGAGAUCGAUAGUAAGAACGACGUCCAUAACCAGGCAACAAAACUUCAAACAGAAGGUUGUGGCAUUGCUGAAGAGGUUUAAAGUGUCUGAUGAGGUUCUGGAUUCAGAGCAGGACCCAGCAGAGCACGUUCCGGAGGUGGAGGAGGACUUGGACCUUCUGUAUGACACGCUGGAUAUAGAGAACCCCAGUGACAGCGGGCCGGAAAUGGAGGAUGAUGACAGCGUCUUGAGCACUCCGAAACCAAAAUUAAAACCUUAUUUUGAAGGGCUAUCACACUCCAGCUCUCAGACAGAAAUUGGUAGCAUCCACAGCAUCAAGAGCCAGAGAGAGCCAUCAAGUCCUCAGGUAGAAGUGCCUGAAAAGACAAAGAGUCUUGGAACCAAGCAUGCAGGCGACAGUAUUUCUGACACUGUCUCUUAUGAGUCUAACCAGCAAGCCGAGGUCCAGGAAGCUGAACUUCCCACACCAGAUGUGUUUGUUGAGAAGCUCCCACCCAGCGGGAAGAUCACUAAGACCGAGUCCCUCAUUAUCCCAUCCACCAGCAGGUCUGAAGGGAAGCAGACGGGACGUCGGGGAAGGAGCACAUCUCUGAAGGAGAGGCAGCCAGUGAGACCGCAGAACGAGAGAGCGAACAGUCUGGACAAUGAACGCUCUCCAGACACCCGGCACCACUUACAGAUCCCCAGGAAAACGGUGUAUGACCAACUAAAUCACAUCCUGGUUUCUGAUGACCAGCUGCCAGAAAACAUUAUUCUUGUCAAUACUUCUGACUGGCAAGGCCAGUACCUAUCAGAUGUCUUGCAAAAGCAUACCUUGCCAGUGGUCUGCACAUGCUCCUCAGCUGAUAUUCAGGCAGCUUUCAGCACUAUUGUCUCCAGGAUACAGAGAUACUGUAACUGCAAUUCGCAGCCUCCAAACCCAAUUAAAAUUGCAGUGGCCGGAGCCCAGAAUUACCUCAGUGCUGUGUUGAGGCUCUUUGUAGAGCAGCUGUCUCACAAAACCCCAGACUGGCUCGGCUACAUGAGAUUUUUGAUCAUCCCUCUAGGCUCUCAUCCAGUGGCCAAGUAUCUGGGGUCUGUAGAUUAUAGAUACAACAACUUCUUCCAAGAUCUAGCCUGGAGAGAUCUGUUCAACAAACUUGAAGCACAGACCACUGUUCCAGAAACACCUGAUGUUGUCUCCCGGAUAACACAGUAUAUAGCAGGGGCAAACUGUGCACACCAGUUGCCCAUUGCUGAAGCAAUGCUGACAUACAAGCAGAAAAGCCCUGAUGAAGAAUCUUCGCAGAAGUUCAUUCCCUUUGUCGGG
This is a messenger RNA of Tauraco erythrolophus (red-crested turaco), 2091 nucleotides long. Lineage: Eukaryota; Metazoa; Chordata; Aves; Musophagiformes; Musophagidae. The record is from RefSeq and is a predicted model, not a curated record.